Messenger RNA from Solanum lycopersicum (tomato), 2361 nucleotides. Its product is annotated as CDPK-related kinase 5-like. Gene Ontology annotation, molecular function: calmodulin binding; calcium ion binding; calcium-dependent protein serine/threonine kinase activity. Gene Ontology annotation, biological process: protein autophosphorylation; intracellular signal transduction; peptidyl-serine phosphorylation. The record is from RefSeq and is a predicted model, not a curated record. NCBI's taxonomy places the organism in Eukaryota, Viridiplantae, Streptophyta, Magnoliopsida, Solanales, Solanaceae. Gene Ontology annotation, cellular component: cytoplasm; nucleus.
GUUUUAUCAUCUUUCUCUUUUAUGGAAAGCAAAAAAAACAUUCAGUUCAGCCUUAAUUUAAUUUCCACAGAAGCCAACGUCUACUCUUUCCUUUUCUUUUUUUUUUUAAAUUACAUCUCUCCAACGCCAUUCAUAAAACAAGAAAAGAGAACAACAAAUGCCGUUUCUCAGUAAUUUAAACAAAAAAAAUUCUCAUGCAAAGUUUUCAUCUUUGAGCUAACUAAAUUCUUCAACUAAUUUAAUGGGUGGUUGCACAUCGAAACCUUCCCCUGAACCCAAUUAUUCCAACAAUGAUCUCUAUGCUCCCGACGGAACUGCUAUUCCGGCUAAAGAUAAUAACAGCGAAGAUAGUAAGAGCAAGGAGGGAGCUGAAGUGGGUAAAAAGUCGCCGUUUUUUCCAUUUUACAGUCCAAGUCCGGCGCAUUAUUUUUUUUCAAAGAAGUCACCGGCGAGAUCUCCGUCGAAUUCUACGCCCCGGAGGUUUUUUAAGCGGCCGUUUCCUCCGCCGUCUCCGGCGAAACACAUACGAGCUGUGCUAGCACGGCGGCAUGGUUCUGUGAAACCCAAUGCAAUUCCGGAAGGAAAUGAAUUGGAGGGGGGUGGGGGUCUUGAUAAGAGUUUUGGGUUUUCGAAGAAUUUUGAAAACAAGUAUGAACUUGGAGAAGAAGUUGGGAGAGGGCAUUUUGGGUAUACUUGUAAAGCUAAGUUCAAGAAGGGUGAACUUAAGGGACAAGAAGUUGCAGUAAAAGUCAUACCCAAAGCAAAGAUGACCACGACGAUAGCCAUUGAGGACGUGAGAAGAGAGGUGAAGAUAUUAAGAGCUUUAACGGGACACGAAAAUCUAGUAAAAUUUUAUGAUGCAUACGAAGAUCACGAAAAUGUCUACAUAGUGAUGGAGCUAUGUGAAGGAGGCGAGCUUUUGGAUAGGAUACUUUUAAGAGGUGGAAAAUACACUGAAGAUGAUGCAAGGGCUGUGUUGACACAAAUAUUGAAAGUUGUUGCAUUUUGUCAUCUUCAAGGUGUGGUACACCGGGAUCUUAAACCAGAGAAUUUCUUGUUCAUGUCCAAGGAAGAAAAUGCACAACUUAAAGCCAUCGACUUUGGGUUGUCUGAUUUUGUGAAACCAGAUGAAAGGCUUAAUGAUAUUGUUGGUAGUGCAUAUUAUGUAGCGCCAGAAGUUCUACACAGAUCUUAUAGUACAGAGGCUGAUGUGUGGAGUAUAGGUGUUAUUUCAUAUAUCUUGCUGUGUGGUAGCCGUCCCUUUUGGGCUCGAACUGAGUCUGGGAUAUUUAGGGCUGUUCUCAAAGCUGAUCCAGGUUUUGAAGAACAGCCUUGGCCUACAUUAUCUUCUGAAGCAAAAGACUUUGUGAAACGUCUCUUGAAUAAGGAUCCACGGAAAAGAAUGACAGCAGCUCAGGCCUUGGGUCAUCCUUGGAUAAAGAAUAGUCAUGACGUAGAAGUGCCUUUGGAUAUACUGAUAUUCAAACUCAUGAAGACUUACAUGCGUUCAUCUGCUCUUUGGAAAGCUGCUCUAAGGGCGUUGUCAAAGACAUUGACCGUAGAUGAGUUGGUCCAUUUGAAGCAGCAGUUUGCACUGCUGGAGCCAAACAAAAAUGGCACAAUAAACUUGGAUAACAUUAAAGCGGCCCUGAUGAAAUAUGCAACAGAUGCCAUGAAGGAGGCACGCAUUCAUGAUUUCGUUGCUUCACUUAAUGCACUGCAAUACCGAAGGAUGGAUUUUGAGGAAUUCUGUGCUGCUGCAUUAAGUGUAUAUCAGCUUGAGGCUCUUGACCAAUGGGAACAACAUGCGCGCUGUGCAUAUGAAAUUUUUGAGAAAGAUGGCAACAGAGCAAUUGUCAUAGAAGAAUUAGCUUCGGAACUUGGUCUUGGUCCAUCUGUUCCUGUUCAUGCUGUUCUUCUUGACUGGAUCAGACACACUGAUGGAAAGCUUAGUUUUCUUGGUUUUGCAAAGUUGUUGCAUGGUGUGUCAAGCCGCUCAAUCACAAAAGUUCAAUGAUUCCAGCUUCAUAUACCUAGCAUGUACGUUAGUGAUAUGUGAUGCAGGGACCAGUAUGCGGUUCCUUUGAGAUGAAUUCCUAGCAGAAGAUGUUUUUAUCUUGGCAUUGGCACCAUGUCAUAUAGUUUUUGUUUUCCUUGUGUAAAUGAAUAGUUAGUUUCUGUUUGGUUACAGAUGAUAGUAUAUCUCUCAGCUGGUUCCUAGACACUUAUACAAGAUGUUCUAACCUAUUAGACAGCCCUCCCUGACCACUGCCAUUGCAUUGUAUGAUUGUAUCAUCGUGUUUGUAAACAUACGCCUUUAUAGUUGAAAAAAAUUCAUCACUUUUUUGCUUCUCAACCAAA